Messenger RNA from Papaver somniferum (opium poppy), 1380 nucleotides. Its product is annotated as codeine O-demethylase-like. The coding region runs from base 132 to 1241 and encodes 369 amino acids. The record is from RefSeq and is a predicted model, not a curated record. The transcript has 4 exons. Lineage: Eukaryota; Viridiplantae; Streptophyta; Magnoliopsida; Ranunculales; Papaveraceae.
AGAAACACUUGUCAUUCAUUAUGUAGUGUAACAGAUGUCCAUUAGAGGGAAAGAAAGAGAAAGACUUCAUAUUCUGAAUCUGGAUUUUCAGUGUGAUAAGAUUGAGAGGUUCAUCAAAAUUUAGAGAAUUCAUGGAGACAUCAACACUUGUAAAGCUUGGAAAUGGUUUGUCAGUACCAAGUGUUCAGGAAUUGGCUAAACAGACGCUUGCAGAAAUUCCAUCUCGAUACAUAUGCGCCGAUGAAAACCCGUUGACUUUCGGUGCAUCUGUGGUAGCUCAUGAGACAGUUCCGGUCAUCGAUUUGCAAAAUUUACUGUCUCCAGAACCUGUAAUUGGAAAACUGGAAUUGGAUAAGCUUCAUUCUGCUUGCAAAGAAUGGGGUUUCUUUCAGGUGGUAAACCAUGGAGUCAACGCUUCAUUGGUAGAUAGUGUAAAAUCAGAAAUUGAAGGUUUUUUCAACCUUCCGGCGAAUGAGAAACUUAAAUAUGGACAGAAAGAUGGAGAUAAUGAAGGAUUUGGACAGCAUUUUGUUGUAUCAGAGGACCAAAAACUUGAUUGGGCAGACGUGUUUUACAUUGUCACUCUUCCACUCCGUUUAAGAAAGCCUCAUUUAUUUCCAGAACUCCCUCUGCCUCUCAGGGAGACAUUGGAUUCUUAUUCAUCAGAGUUGAAUAAACUAUCCAUGGUGCUCUUAGAGAUGAUGGAGAAAGCUCUAAAAUUAGUUGAGACUAAGGGUAUAACCGAGUUUUUUGAAGAUGGGUUCCAACAAAUGAGGAUGAAUUAUUAUCCUCCUUGUCCUCGACCAGAGCUUGUAACCGGUCUCACGUCUCACUCGGAUUUUGGCGGUUUGACGAUCCUCCUCCAACUCAAUGAUGUUGAAGGAUUACAGAUAAGAAAAGAAGAGAGUUGGAUUUCUAUCAAACCUCUGCCUAAUGCGUUCAUAGUGAAUAUUGGAGACGUUUUGGAGAUAAUGUCUAAUGGAAUUUAUCGUAGCGUCGAUCACCGGGCAGUAAUAAACUCAACAAAGGUGAGGCUGUCAGUCGCAGCAUUCCAUGACCCUAAACUAGAGUCAGAAAUAGGCCCAAUAUCGAGCUUGAUCACACCAGAGACACCUGCGUUGUUCAAAAGAGGUGUGUUUGAGGAUCUUCUGAAGGAAAUGUUUUUAAGGAAACUUGACGGAAAAUCAUUUCUUGACUGCAUGAGGAUCGAAAAAAGUGAAGAGUGUAACAAUAAUGUAUGAUUGGAGCCACGUAUGUAUGACGAAUAUAAGUUGCAUUUGCAAAAUUCAUAAUGUGCUUUAUUUUUGUUCAAGUGUACCUUUACCACCAGUAAUAGACAAUAAGCUCCUUGACGAUUACGAGCUCUUUAAAAUCUAUCUA